AUGCCAGUCUGUUGUUCAAGCAAAGUCAUCUGCAAAAGUGGAUGUUGUGAUCCAUGCUGUGACCCAUGCUGUGGUCCAUGUUGUGGCUCUGGUUGUGGCUGCGGCUCAUGCUGCAGUUCUGGUUGUGGAUGUGGUUCAUGUUGUGAUUCAUGCUGUGAUCCAUGUUGCGAUCCAUGCUGUGCUCCAUGUUGUGUACGCAAGAAAACUACCGUCACCAAAACAGUCUGCUACCGACCGGUUGUCAAAGUCGUCAAGAAGACCGUCUGCUGCAAAACAUGUCCACGAGUAAUUUACCCUGCACUUACCAACGUCAAUUUUUAUGCGGCAGCCACUGCUCCGGCAGACAUUGUUUAUAUUUCUCAAAGCUCUCUUCCCAAUGCUAACUGCACGAUCUGUAUUUCUCAGGGUUUCGGAGUAUUUGCUCGUCGUGUCAUAGCACGGCUCAGUUUUUUUGGUCCCUACGAUGGUCAUAGAUACGGAGCAAAUCCUCUUCAAAAGAUGAGCAUUUAUUCUUGGCAAAUACCCGAUCAGACAGGUCAAAUAAAAUAUUAUGUCGAUGCAAUUGAUCCCAACAAAUCCAACUGGCUUCGUUACAUAAAUUGUCCAAAUACUCUUCGUCAACAAAAUCUCAUAUCAUUCAUAUAUAACAAUGAUAUUUUCUAUUUGGCAAUCCGAAAUAUUCCUGCUGGAGAGGAACUUCUAGUCUAUUAUGGACAUUCUUACGCUAAGAAACUCGGUAUAGAUACCACACAGUUUCCUUAA
This is a messenger RNA of Adineta ricciae, 762 nucleotides long. The record is from the annotation of a GenBank genome assembly. NCBI's taxonomy places the organism in Eukaryota, Metazoa, Rotifera, Eurotatoria, Adinetida, Adinetidae.